Molecule: messenger RNA, 1287 nt
Organism: Penicillium expansum
Lineage: Eukaryota; Fungi; Ascomycota; Eurotiomycetes; Eurotiales; Aspergillaceae
Product: Ribosomal protein S21e
Exons: 6
Coding region: 1-1287 (428 amino acids)
Biological process (GO): translation
Cellular component (GO): ribosome; mitochondrion
Molecular function (GO): hydrolase activity, acting on acid anhydrides, in phosphorus-containing anhydrides; structural constituent of ribosome
Source: RefSeq, a predicted model, not a curated record
AUGUCUAGCUCAAAUCGCGAUAGUGAGCUUGCGGUGCCCCGGCCUAGUUCUAGCGUGCUUCUUAUAUCUCCAAAGAACGAGAUCCUUCUUCUUCAUCGCGUGAAGACAUCUACCUCCUUUGCAUCUGCGCAUGUCUUUCCAGGUGGCAACCUAUCCAGCCAAGAUGGGGAAUGCCCACCACCCGAAGACCUAGCACGGCAUGAAGAUUCCCCUAGCUACCGAAGUGCAGCGAUUAGAGAACUCUUUGAAGAGAGCGGAAUUCUUCUAGCUAAAGACCGUAACUCCGGGAAGAUGCUUGCCGUCGACGAGCCUACCCGAGAGGCAGGCAGACGACUCAUUCAUCAGAACAAAACCACUUUUCAUGAUUGGCUGAAGCAGCAAAGUGCUGAUGCUGAGCCCGAUAUAGGCCAACUGAUUCCCUUUACUCGCUGGAUUACCCCCACGAAUGUCCCCAAGCGGUACACUACUCAGAUGUAUCUAUAUUUCUUGCCUUUGCCCGUCAACCUAGAUAAGAAGCUCCUCGACCAACUCCCAGCAGAAGGCGAACACGAAGAGCAUCAUAUCCCAACGAGCGACGGUGGAAUCGAGGUUACGGAGGCACAGUUUCUUCCAGCCUCAGAGUGGUUCCUUCUUUUGCAUUUGGUGUCAGGAUUUCUGGACAGGGAGCCUCGUGCAAAUGCUUCUGUGGAAGAGAUGGAGAAGCGUCGUCAAGCGCUUGUCGAGUUCGUUCAUUCGGGUUCUCCCCCAUGGACAGAUAAAUGCAUAUCUCCAAAAAUGCUUCUCAUGACCCGUGAUGGGCGAUCUGUGUUGGGUCUGAAUGAUCCCGGGCCUGAGCUGAAAGGGUCCUCGAAGCGAGGCGAGUCCGAGAGAGUGGUUCUUGUGCGGUUCAAGAAAGGAAGUGCACGAGAGGUGGCUGUGGGAUGGAAGAAGGAUGUGCUACAGGAAGAGAGGGAAAAGAAAAAACCCUCCACCUCCAUCCUCACCGUCGCCCGUCAAAACCUCAACACCAAACCCGCCAAAAUGGAGAACGACAAGGGAGAGAUCGUCGAUCUCUACGUGCCCCGCAAGUGCAGCGCCACCAACCGCAUCAUUAAGGCCAACGACCACGCCUCUGUCCAGCUCUCCGUUGGCAAGGUUGACGAGAACGGUCGCUACACCGGCGAGAACCAGACCUACGCUCUUUGCGGCUUCAUCCGUGCCCGCGGCGAGAGCGAUGACUCCUUCAACCGCCUGACCCAGCGUGACGGUUACCUCAAGAACGUCUGGGCCGCCUCCAGCCAGCGCUAA